AUGGAUGAAAUCAUGAACCAGAGUGGAACGCUGAACUUCAGCUCGCGCGGCGACGACGAGUUCACUUUCGAGGACAUCGACAUGAGCGCGGACGGGAGCCCCAUCCUGAGGAUUUUCAUCUCGGUGGUCUACUCUGUGGUGUGCGCGGUGGGGUUGGUGGGGAACCUGCUGGUGUUUUUCCUCAUGCGUUUACGGCAAGGUCGAAAGAGGUCCACCAUCAAUUUCUUCAUCAUCAACUUGGCCGUGACGGACUUCCAGUUCGUGCUGACUUUACCCUUCUGGGCCGUGGACACCGCGCUGGACUUCAGCUGGCCGUUCGGGGACGCCAUGUGCAAGAUCGUCCUCUCGGUCACGGUGAUGAACAUGUACGCCAGCGUGUUCUUCCUCACGGCCAUGAGCGUCACGCGCUACCUGUCCGUGGCCACGGCCCUGAAAAAGAAAGCCUACCGACGGUCAAGUUGCGUGAAGUGGGUGUGCGCGGUGCUGUGGGUGGCCGCCACUUUGGCCACGGCUCCGACGGCGAUCUUCUCCACCGUGACCGUGGUGGCCGGAGAGAAACUCUGUCUCCUGAAGUUUCCGGAGGGACACGACUGGCUGGCGCUCUAUCACAUCCAGAAGAUCCUGAUAGCGUUCAUCAUCCCGAUGCUGAUCGUGUCUGUGAACUACCUGAUGCUCCUCAGCUUCGUCAGGAGGAAGAGCAUGGAGGGCAGUAACCCCAAACGGAGAUCCAGAGUCACCAAAUCGGUCGCUAUUGUCGUUUUGUCUUUCUUCUUCUGCUGGAUGCCGAACCACGCCAUCACCUUCUGGGGCGUUCUGGUCAAAUUUAACGCGGUCAACUGGGACACGUCGUACUACAUGGUCCACACCUACGUGUUUCCGGUCACCGUGUGUUUAGCGCACACGAACAGCUGCCUGAACCCGGUGCUUUACUGCCUGAUGAGGCCGGAGAUCCGGAAGAUGCUGAGCAGUUUGUUUUGGAGAGUUUCCACGCCGCCCUCCGGCAAAGCCUGCGCCACGCGCUCCGUCACGCAGGGAGAGAUCCAAGGAGUCGUCCCGCUCCAGAUCAUGGACAACGCGGAGUACACGCUGUCCAUCAUAGAUCGAAAGGGUUUAUCGGGCUCCAGGACGUCCUCAUAUGCCCGUUGA
Menidia menidia (Atlantic silverside) is the source of this 1146-nucleotide messenger RNA. NCBI's taxonomy places the organism in Eukaryota, Metazoa, Chordata, Actinopteri, Atheriniformes, Atherinopsidae. The record is from the annotation of a GenBank genome assembly.